AUGACUUCUGGAACUCAGAAGAAUCUUCUUCAAGAAUGGUUUCCUCACACGGCGAAGCCAUUCAUCGCCAACGCCCCGAUGCUGGGCUUCACAGAUGUCCGCAUGGCGAAUGCAGUGACCCGAGCCGGUAGUCUGGGCUUCGUCGGCGGUGGAUUCGAUUUCCGGCCCGAAUCAAUCCAGCUGGCAGACCUAGACGCCAACCUCGCAAAAGCGGGCUCUGAGCUCAAAGAGAUACACGAGGAUGAUAAAGACCUACCUAUUGGUGUUGGAUUUAUUACACUUACCCCGAAAGGAUUCGAAAAUGCCGUUGCCAUCCUCCAGAAGCAUCGAGUUGCCGCUGUUUGGCUCUCUUUCCCCCAGUCGGACAGCGAUCACCUGUCUCUGAUCGAUAAUCUUCGCAAAGCAAAGGAGGCAAGCCCAUGCGACUGGAAUUUGAAGAUCUUUGUCCAAGUCGGCACUGUGGAGGCGGCCAAGGUGGCUAUGGAGCAGGGCGCGGACGUUCUCGUGGUGCAGGGAACUGAUGCGGGUGGUCAUCAAUGGGCGCAAGGGGCUAGCCUGAUGUCGCUUUUGCCGGAGAUACGCGAUACGAGGGAUUCCGAUUCGAGGUUUGGAAAUGUCGCUAUUGUUGGAGCUGGUGGUAUUGUCGAUGGGAGGGGAUGUCUUGCUGCGCUGGGACUUGGCGCUGAGGGAGUCGUCAUGGGAACGAGAUUUGUUGCAACCGCCGAGUGCCCUGCGCCCGAGGAGAUCAAGCAGGUGAUUGUCCAUGCUAAAGACGGAGCUACUUCAACAGUCAAAUCAGUCCAGCAUGAUGUUUAUCAAUCCACAGAUGUCUUUCCCAGGCAAUAUGACGGGAGAGCUGUGAUCGGGCUUAGCUAUACCGAUUUCCAGGGGGGCAUUGCCGACGACGAAAUCAUUCGGCGAUAUAAUGAGGCCCGGCAAAAAGGAGAGAAUCAUCGACGGACAGUGUGGGCGGGGGCAAGUGUUGGGGUCAUUCAUUCUGUGGUCACGGUGGAGGACUUGAUCAAGAGUAUACGGGCAGAGAUGAAAUCAGCUCUUACGAAGUUGAUGGGAAACAUUUGA
Molecule: messenger RNA, 1080 nt
Organism: Penicillium argentinense
Lineage: Eukaryota; Fungi; Ascomycota; Eurotiomycetes; Eurotiales; Aspergillaceae
Product: nitronate monooxygenase
Exons: 5
Coding region: 1-1080 (359 amino acids)
Molecular function (GO): nitronate monooxygenase activity
Source: RefSeq, a predicted model, not a curated record